AUGCGAACUGACCGUGAGUGUUCACCGGCUGAAAACCAAGUGGUAUGUAGAUGCGAAGAAGACGAUGUCGGAAAAGCAUUUUUGAUUAUAGAACAAGUAUUACCGUUUAUUCAUCAACAAGUGCAUUUCUCACAGCAUCCCCAUCACGCAGUCAUAGCGAAGGUGGAACAAGACGUAACAGCGGAGAUAACACUCAAUUUGAAAGAAGCAGUCACUAACGUGAGAACGGAAAAUGAGGACGACAUCUGUUUCAUUGAGAAUACAGAUCUCACUGGAUGCUAUAAGUGCAACAAGGGAGCGAGAGCAGUAGUGAUAUGUAAAUCAAAUUUCAACAUUGUUCUGCUGAAGUCGAAUGUGGCAAAGACAGUUUUACGAUUCCUUGCUCUCCUUCUGGACAAAAAUCUCAACUCAACUUCCUUUUCGACCCAGCAAGAGUCCAUAUCCUGUGUUCUAACGAAAUCCUCAUCAGAACGGUACGACGAAUACACUAAAGAAAGCCAAGUCAAAGAACGAAAGCUGAUCGAAGAAAUCAGAUACAAGCGUUCCUGCAUCAAGUUGGCACCACGCUUCCGUCUGAAGAAGACAUCCAAAAACGAUAUGUAG
Messenger RNA from Haemonchus placei, 603 nucleotides. NCBI's taxonomy places the organism in Eukaryota, Metazoa, Nematoda, Chromadorea, Rhabditida, Trichostrongylidae. The record is from the annotation of a GenBank genome assembly.